Molecule: messenger RNA, 1578 nt
Organism: Colletotrichum truncatum
Lineage: Eukaryota; Fungi; Ascomycota; Sordariomycetes; Glomerellales; Glomerellaceae
Product: NADPH:adrenodoxin oxidoreductase, mitochondrial
Biological process (GO): ubiquinone biosynthetic process
Cellular component (GO): mitochondrion
Source: RefSeq, a predicted model, not a curated record
AUGCUUCUGUCACGGACUUGGUCGCGGCUAGGCCCAAAUUGCGGCCAUGUCCGGCCGAGGGUGGGCACCAGCAGCUCCGAAGUUCGACGGAUAGGCACCGCCGCAAUCGCCGCAAGGCAAACUCGUACUCCCGAACACCCUUUUCGCUUGGCUGUCAUAGGUUCAGGCCCUGCUGGUUUCUACUCCGCUUACCGCGUCAUGUCCCAGCUUCCUCACGCAAAGGUCGACAUGUACGAAUCGUUGCCGGUCCCUUUUGGCCUUGUCCGCUUUGGCGUUGCCCCAGAUCAUCCUGAGGUGAAGAAUUGCCAGGACAAGUUUGAGGAGGUUGCCAGCUCACCUAACUUUUCAUUCAUUGGUAAUGUAUCUAUCGGUGAUUCGGGGCUCCAUCCAGAUAGCUGUACUGUCCCGCUUUCCAUUCUGUUGCGACAGUAUGAUGCUGUAUUGCUGGCAUACGGGGCUGCCAAAGACAGGACGCUUAAUAUUCCAGGAGAGUCGGGGCUCCAAGGUGUCUAUUCAGCCCGGCAAUUCGUAGGCUGGUAUAACGGUCUGCCCGAGUAUGCGGGGUUGGCACCAGAUCUAUCCAAGGGCGAAGAAGCGGUCAUUAUUGGGCAAGGUAAUGUCGCUUUGGAUGUAGCCCGCAUGCUUCUCGAAGACAUUGAUGUACUGCGUCGAACAGACAUCACAGAAGAUGCUCUAGCCCGGCUAGCGUCCUCCCGUGUCAAGCGAGUUCAUGUUGUAGGAAGACGCGGACCUAUGCAGGCGGCCUUCACCAUCAAGGAGGUGAGAGAAUUGAUGAAGAUUUCAAACGUCGCCUUCCAUCCUGUUGAUACGACCCUCAUCCCCCCUGACAUCAAAGCCCUUCCAAGGGCCGCAAGGAGGUUGAUGGAGGUAGUAGCAAAGGGUUCACCGACUCAAGCUGAUGAAGUCAAUAAGUCUUGGUCGCUGGACUUUUGCCUCAACCCCAUGGAAUUUCUGGCCAGCAAAGCUACGCCAUCUAAUAUCGGCAGUACCCUGUUCGAGCGAACUGAACUGUCCCACAAGUAUGAUCCCGGUGCACAGGCGCGCCUUACUGGAGAGCCAGUAAUAGUGCCUUCCGAUAUUGUGUUCCGGUCCAUCGGCUACAAAUCCGUCCCCCUGCCAGGUUUUGAGGAGGCUGGCUUUAUUUUUGACGAUCGACGAGGUGUUGUUUUAAAUGAUGGACGCGGUAGAGUCUUCCAUCAUGGCCAAAAGGGAGCCUCAGGUUCUCUUAAGUCCGAUGUCUCUCCUGGCGUCUACUGUGCCGGCUGGGUAAAGAGAGGACCUACCGGCGUCAUCGCUUCGACCAUGCAGGACGCCUUUGAAACCGGUGACUCAAUCGUACAAGACUGGCUAUCCGGUUUGCAGUUCCUUUCAACGCCGGACUCAAGUCCAGCCGGUUGGCAUGGUGUCAGCGCAGAGAUUGGCGACAAUGCUUCGAAAAGAGUAAGUUGGGACGACUGGCAUAGGAUCGACAAUGCAGAGAAGGAGAAGGGCCGUGCCUUGGGCAAGGAACGAGAGAAAUUUACAUCCACUAAAGCCAUGCUGGAGGUUUUGGCAUAG